This is a messenger RNA of Zonotrichia leucophrys gambelii, 1839 nucleotides long. RefSeq names its product ETS variant transcription factor 6 (gene ETV6). Lineage: Eukaryota; Metazoa; Chordata; Aves; Passeriformes; Passerellidae. Gene Ontology annotation, biological process: cell differentiation; regulation of transcription by RNA polymerase II. Bases 138 to 1490 code for a protein of 450 amino acids. The transcript is spliced from 8 exons. Gene Ontology annotation, molecular function: DNA-binding transcription factor activity, RNA polymerase II-specific; sequence-specific DNA binding. Gene Ontology annotation, cellular component: nucleus. The record is from RefSeq and is a predicted model, not a curated record.
CUUCCCCUUGAGGGGACGGGCCGGGUCGGGCCGCGCCGCCGCGCCGGGAGAGGAGCGGAAAGUGGGGAAAGCCCGAGAACUUCCCGUCUGCCCGCCCGCGCCUGCCCCGUCGGGCUCCGCCGAGUCCCUCCAGAGAGAUGUCUGAGACUCCUGCUCCGUGUUGCAUCAAGCAGGAAAGAAUUUCGUACACCCCUCCCGCGAGCCCGGUACCAAAUUACACCUCGUCACCACUACAUGUCCCAGUGCCUCAAGCCAUCAGGAUGGAGGACGACACCGUCAGACUGCCAGCACACCUGCGUUUGCAGCCAGUUUACUGGAGCAGGGAAGAUGUGGCCCAGUGGCUCCGGUGGGCAGAGAAGGAGUUUUCCUUGAGGCCCAUUGAGAGCAGCACCUUCGAGAUGAACGGCAAAGCUCUGCUGCUCCUGACCAAAGAGGACUUUCGAUACAGGUCCCCUCAUUCAGGUGAUGUUUUGUAUGAACUCCUUCAGCAAAUCCUGAAGCAAAGGAAAGCUCGGAUGCUCUUCACACCCUUCUUCCACCCUGGGAACUCUAUCCAUGCUCAGCCAGAGGUCAUAUUGCACCAGAAUCAUGAUGAAGAUAGCUUUGUGCAGAGAACCCCGAGGCCAUCUGCAGAAGCAGUCCACCACAACCCCCCAACCAUUGAACUGUUGCAUCGCUCGCGCUCGCCCAUCACCAACAACCACCGUCCAUCGCCAGACCUCGAGCAGCGCCCGCUCAAGUCCCCCAUGGACAGCACCCUGCGCCGCCUGUCCCCGGCCGACAGGAUGCCAGGGACAAGGCACCAGCAUGAGAACAACCAGCAGGAGCCCUAUCCUCUCUCAGUGUCCCCAAUAGAAAACAACCACUGCCCGCCUCCUUCCGAGAUGCUCCAGAAGCCCUGCAGCCCUCGCCAGGAGAACACCAGGGUCAUCCAGCUGAUGCCCAGCCCAAUCAUGCAUCCUUUGAUACUGAACCCCAGGCACUCCGAUUUCAAACCUCCGAGGUUGUCUGAGGAUGGGCUGCACAGGGAUGUGAAGCCCAUCAACCUGUCCCACCGAGAAGAGUUAGCUUACAUGAACCACAUCAUGGUGUCUGUCUCCCCUCCCGAGGACCACGCCAUGCCCAUCGGCAGGAUAGCAGACUGUAGGUUGCUUUGGGAUUAUGUUUAUCAGCUGCUUUCUGACAGCCGGUACGAAAAUUUUAUUCGAUGGGAAGAUAAAGAAUCCAAAAUCUUUCGGAUAGUGGAUCCCAAUGGGCUGGCCCGGCUGUGGGGAAACCACAAGAACAGAACAAAUAUGACUUAUGAGAAAAUGUCCAGAGCCCUACGCCACUACUACAAAUUAAAUAUUAUCCGGAAGGAGCCAGGACAAAGGCUUUUGUUCAGGUUCAUGAAGACCCCAGACGAGAUCAUGAGCGGCCGGACAGACCGCCUGGAGCACCUUGAAUCCCAGGAACUGGAUGAACAAAUAUACCAAGAGGAUGAGUGCUGAAGGAAGCAGGUGCAGCACCUCUGUGGCUCCAGGGGAGGAACAUCAGCCCGACGGUCGGCACGCUUUGGGAGGGGAAGCAACAGCACAGGAGCAGUACUUGAGGUCGCUGCUUAGCUCGAAGACCACGCAGGACCUGAAGCACCUUAACAAAACAAACUCACCGGCAGAAGUGGUGCUGGCAGGAAAGCCAAGGGGAGAAAGCCUGGACUUAUGCACUACUUCACUGUUCCUACAAAGUCUCCCUUGAGUUUUUUCUUUCUUUUUGGUUUGUUUCAGUUUUGGGGGUUUUUUGUCAUUUUUUUUUUCCCUAAUAAACAUGCAGUUUGACUUUCCUUAUCUCACAUAGGAC